AAUUAUUAAUUAUUUUAUAUGAUAUAUUUCUAUUCAUGAAUUAUUAUAACAUAAAAAAUUAUCAAUCUUAACAAAUUUUCAACAUUGGUGCCACCAUUGAUAUGUUGUGCCAACAUAUAUGAAUUGUUCCGGGAUGUGUUAUCGAGAGGAAUACAUUUUUACAAAUUUAAUAAGCGAUCGCAAGCAUUGUUCGUUUGCAGACGUAUCAAAUACCUGAUUUUUAGGAUUCAAAGGAUAUUUUAGGAUAAUUUUAUGGUGACGGCAUGUGUGUCGAUCCGUUAAAGAAAAUAUGUCAUUGGGGUCCACUUACUGCUCUUGGAAUUAUAAAAAUAAUUACUUUGAUGACAAUACAUUGUAGUAGACAAUGGUGGCCACCACAAGAAAGUUUUUUUGGAGCAGUUAAUUUUGUUCUUUUUUUUUGUCUUAGUGGAUCUACACUCUUUCAUUUUAUUAGUGCUAUUUAUGAAGGACCUGGAUUUCUUCCAUUAAAAUGGAUACCGGAAAAAGCAACAGAUACUCAAUAUUUACAAUAUUGUUCUGUUUGUGAAGGAUAUAAAGCACCAAGAUCUCAUCAUUGCAGAAAAUGUGCUCGUUGUGUUAUGAAAAUGGAUCAUCAUUGUCCAUGGAUCAAUAAUUGUGUAGGACAUUAUAAUCACUGUCAUUUUACAGCAUUUUUAGCAAGUGCAGUUGCUGGAUGUUGUGUUUCUACUUUUACAUUAGUUUCUUGGGUGAUGACAGUAUUAUCAUUAAAACCAUUAUCAUUUCCACCACCUUCUAUAUUUAUUUUAAUAUUAGUUAUCUUCAGUAUUGGUUUGUCAAUUGGUGUUAUUCUUGCUGUUGGAACAUUGCUUUAUUUUCAACUAUUGUCCAUAAUCAAAAAUACAACAGAAAUAGAAGCUUGGAUAUCAGAGAAAGCUCAUUAUCGACGAUUUGGAACUAGAGAUAAAUUUAUUUAUCCUUAUUCAAAAGGAUGGCGUUUUAAUUUGCAACAAGUUUUCACAUGGGAUUGUACACCAAUAGGUGAUGGAAUUCACUGGCCUGUAAUUGAAGGUUGUGACCAAUAUACUUUAACGCGAGAACAAUUAGCUCAAAAGAAAGAUAAACGGAAGAGAGCUAAAACUUAUAGAGUUAUAGAAGAAGCAUCUGGAUCACGUUUGCCAUUAAGACAUGGUUGGGGUGUACUUUGUCAUCCACCUUGCACUGAUGAACCUCGUAUUAAACUUAAAGUUGGAGACAUUGUAAUUGUAACACGAUGGAGAAAGUACUGGUUAUUUGGAGAAAAAAAAGAGAAUGACGAAAAUUCAAAGCAAAUACGAAACAGAGGUUGGUUUCCACGGCCUUGUGCCAUUGAAGUGAUUGAAAACGAAGUAUAUUCUUUUGCCUUAACAAAGUCAGAUUGAAACAUUCCUUCUUUAUAUAGAAUUUUUAUAAAAUAUUUAUGAAUAUACCAGUGGACGAAUGCUAAUAUUUUUACGUUUUAUAUAUAAGUGUUUAUGAUAAAUAAGUGUUUUUAAA
Molecule: messenger RNA, 1515 nt
Organism: Apis laboriosa (Himalayan honeybee)
Lineage: Eukaryota; Metazoa; Arthropoda; Insecta; Hymenoptera; Apidae
Product: palmitoyltransferase ZDHHC6
Exons: 7
Coding region: 264-1400 (378 amino acids)
Biological process (GO): protein palmitoylation
Cellular component (GO): Golgi apparatus
Molecular function (GO): palmitoyltransferase activity
Source: RefSeq, a predicted model, not a curated record